CCGGCGUUAAAAGGUCAGCCCCUUUGGUAAAAAAUGGCAAACCAAAGGGGCCAGCCCCGCCACCUGUUUCUGUUCUUCCUGCUGCUGCUGUGUCUGAGGAUAAGAUGUCCGAAGACUCUCUUGUUGUCACCUGUUCCGUCUCCCAGAAUCCCGACUCCUUCGUUCCCACCUAUGCUCUCAUCGAUACGGGAGCAUCAGGUUAUGCGUUCAUUGAUCAAGGUUUUGUGAAAAAGCAUGGACUCUCCUUGGAACCCCUGAAAACAUCACGCCUACUCGAGGUAAUCGAUGGUAGGCCAGUCAAAUCAGGAAAAAUUACCCAUGUUGCUCGCCUCUCGUUAGAUAUCCAUGGCCAUCAGGAAACUGCUUUGUUUUUCGUUACCCAUCUAAGUCACUAUCCGAUAGUGAUGGGAAUGCCUUGGAUGCGACAACAUGAUGUUACCAUCCGACCAAAAGAAAAUCUGCUUGUUUUCGAUUCUCGGAACUGUUGUCAACACUGUUCACUUAGUGGAACGGCAGUUACUGUCCAUGGCAUUUCGAUUCCCUUACCGGAAUACCAUACGGUUGUCGCUUCAGGAACGGAUAAGCCUAAUGUCAAUGUCGAACAGUUAGUACCAAAGGAAUUUCAUCACCGUCUCCACAUGUUUGAAGAGUAUGAUGCCUCAGUCCUACCACCGCACCGGCCAUCCCACGAUAUCGAAAUUGUUUUAGAAGAAGGAAAACGACCACCGUAUGGACCAAUAUAUGGCCUUUCCCAGGUGGAACUAAAAGCGCUACGGGAAUACCUCGAUGAAAAUCUACCCAAGGGAUUUAUUCGAGCCAGUGAAUCACCAGCGGGACCACCCAUACUAUUCGUAAAGAAAAGUGAUGGGACUCUUCGGCUCUGCGUGGAUUAUCGAGGCCUCAAUGCAAUCACGGUCAAAAAUCGGUAUCCGUUACCACUUCUGAAGGAAACUCUGGCUAAACUAUCAAAGGCACAGUAUUAUACCAAGUUGGAUUUGCGAUGGGGAUACAAUCAAAUCAGGGUAGCAGAGGGGGAUGAAUGGAAAACAGCGUUUAGGACUCGUUAUGGACAUUUCGAGUAUACUGUAAUGCCAUUUGGAUUAGCGAAUGCCCCUGCCACAUUUCAGCAUUGGAUCAAUGAUAUUCUACGCCCCUACCUCGACCAAUUUGUAACGGCGUAUUUGGACGAUAUCCUGAUUUAUUCCGAAACUCUAUCAGAACACAAGGAACACAUUCAAAAGGUUUUGAAAAUACUUGAUGAGAAUCAUGUCCAUCUUAAACCUGAGAAGUGUGAGUUUAUGGUUCAAGAAACGAAAUAUCUUGGUUUGAUUCUCACCCCGGAUGGGAAUCGAAUGGAUCCAAAGAAAGUUGUCGAUGUUCUGGAGUGGUCUACACCAAAGAAUGUUCAUGAUGUUCAAGUAUUUUUGGGAUUUGCGAAUUUUUAUCGACGGUUUAUUUUAGGAUAUUCAAGGAUUGUUGCUCCGCUUACGGCUUUGACCAAGAAAAAUAUUAAAUUCGAAUGGACGGAUGAAAGGGAGGAAGCAUUCCAGACAUUGAAAAAGAUGUUCAUAACGGCACCCAUACUAAUGCACUUUGAUCCGGAUCGAAAAAUCGUGGUAGAAACCGAUGCAUCCGACUAUGUUUCUGCUGGAAUCCUGUCCCAACGUGACGACGAAGGAAUUCUACAUCCAGUCGCUUUCUUCUCUAAGAAACAUUCCCCUGCGGAAUGUAACUAUGAGAUCUAUGACAAAGAACUUCUGGCAAUUGUACGAUGUUUUGAGGAAUGGCGACAUCAUUUGGAAGGGGCACAAUUCCCAAUCGAAGUCCUCAGCGAUCAUAGAAACCUCGAAUAUUUCAUGUCAACAAAGCUAUUAAACCGUCGACAAGCCCGUUGGUCGGAAUUUCUUUCACGUUUCGAUUUUGUCAUUCAAUUUAGACCAGGGAAACAAGGGGCAAAGCCGGAUGCAUUGACUAGGAGGUCGGGUGACCUACCUAAGGAGGGGGAUGAACGAUUGACGCAUCAAAGCCAGGUGGUUUUGAAGCGAAAAAAUUUGGAUUCAAAGCUAAGUUUGUUCGCGGGUUCUUUUUCAAAUGAAUCCGCUGAAGGAAUGUCCACUGUAGAGGAGUUGUUUUUAAAUGCUUACCAAGUUGACAGUUUCCCGAACAAAGUACUCGCGAUGCUUCGGAACGGCGUCCGUCACUCGAAUAAGAUCUCGCUUGCCGAAUGUACGGAAGACAAUAACGGUCGGCUACUUUAUCGUGGCGCACUCUAUGUACCGGAUGACAACGAUCUUCGGCUAAGACUCCUAAAGGAACAUCAUGACAACCCAUCGGCAGGCCAUCCAGGCAGAGCGAAGACUUUGGAACUCCUGAAUCGAGAGUACUACUGGCCACAGAUGCGAAAAUAUGUCGACCAGUACGUUAGGAAUUGCAAUGUGUGUGCCCGUAGUAAGGCACCACGCAAUGCACCCUUUGGAGUACUCCGCCCCAUGCCAAUACCUGAUGGACCGUGGACGGAUGUGUCAAUGGAUUUUGUUACAGAUCUUCCUGAAAGCAAUGGGUACAAUGCAAUCCUGGUUGUGGUAGAUAGGUUGACUAAAAUGCGACACCUUAUACCGACAACUAAAGAGGCGGAUUCAAAGGAAGUAGCGAGGCUAUACAUUGAAAAUGUUUGGAAAUUACAUGGACUACCUGAAACUAUGGUAUCUGAUCGAGGAACACAAUUUGUUGCGGAGUUUUGGAGGUCCCUUUGCGAUCGCCUAGAAAUAUCGCCAAAGUUCUCCACCGCGUUUCACCCCCAAACGGAUGGACAGACGGAAAGGAUCAAUGCUGUAAUGGAACAAUAUCUUCGAAGUUAUGUUUCCUAUCAACAAGAUGACUGGGCUCGAUGGUUACCAAUGGCUGAAUUUGCGACCAAUAAUCACGCUUCAGAAACAACAAAGAUAUCUCCUUUCUUUGCCAAUUCAGGACGGAAUCCAAGAAUGACGUUCGCUCCUUCAGAACAUGGUAGGACGACAGCAGAGGAUCAGGCUAAUGGUAUCGCACGGGAGAUGAAGGAGGUAUUAGAUUUUCUACGAGAUGAGUUGUUCCGAGCACAAAGGAUUCAAGAAGAGUCUGCCAAUACCAGUCGGACUCCCGCUCCUUACUAUCGUGUGGGAGAUAAGGUUUUCCUAUCAACACGUCAUGUCCUUACUAAGCGACCCUCAAAGAAACUUGAUUGGAAAUGUCUCGGACCUUAUGCUAUUAAACGAGUUGUUAGUCCCUAUGCCUACGAACUAGCACUUCCUCGUUCUAUGAAAGUUCAUCCCGUAUUCCAUGUCUCUUUAUUGUCGUCUGCAGCAAACGAUCCUUUACCAGGACAACAACAGUUACCACCACCACCGGUUGAAGUUGAAGGACAGGAGGAGUGGGAAGUUGAGGAUAUUUUGGAUUCCAGGGAUCGUCGGGGAAGAUUUGAAUACUUGGUAAAGUAUAUUGGUUAUGAUGAAGCUUCGUGGCAGCCAUUGUCGGAUGUCGAAUACUCGCCCGAUAUCGUCAAACGAUUCCAUGAAUAUUAUCCACGGAAGCCUAAGCCUACCAGGAGGUAG
Messenger RNA from Morchella sextelata, 3587 nucleotides. RefSeq lists its product as uncharacterized. Gene Ontology annotation, molecular function: nucleic acid binding. The annotation marks the transcript as partial. The record is from RefSeq and is a predicted model, not a curated record. NCBI's taxonomy places the organism in Eukaryota, Fungi, Ascomycota, Pezizomycetes, Pezizales, Morchellaceae. Gene Ontology annotation, biological process: DNA integration. The transcript has a single exon.